Molecule: messenger RNA, 978 nt
Organism: Arctia plantaginis
Lineage: Eukaryota; Metazoa; Arthropoda; Insecta; Lepidoptera; Erebidae
Source: the annotation of a GenBank genome assembly
AUGGUUUCAAGCCGGUCCAAUUCGAUCUCAGAGACAAACGAAAUUAAAUCUUCUGCACUAGAACUCAUCGGUAACACUCCCCUUGUGGCAUUAGACCGACUUUACACGGGACACGGAAGAAUUAUAGCCAAAUGUGAAUUCAUGAAUCCUGGAGCUUCUAUCAAAUGUCGUGCUUCCUUUAACAUGAUUGACAAAGCUCGUAAGUCCGGCGAACUAAAACCUGGUGCUCCAGUUGUAGAAAUUACAUCAGGCAACCAAGGUACUGGUCUUGCCGUAGUUUGCGCCGUAUUGGACCAUCCAUUGACAAUAGCUAUGUCGGCCGGUAAUAGUGCGCAGCGAGCAAUACAUAUGGAAGCUCUUGGUGCAACGUGCAUCAAAGUACCACAAGUAAGUGGAGUACCCGGCAGUGUAACAUCAGAUGAUCUAAAGGCAGUUGAAGAUUGUGGUUUAGAGCUGGUUGAAAAACUGAAUGCAUUCUUUGUCAAUCAAUUUAAUAACUCGAAUAAUCUAUUGGCACAUUACGAAACCACAGGACCCGAAAUUUGGAGGCAAACGGGUCACCACGUAGAUGCCUUUGUCGCAACAGUAGGAACUGCCGGCACCUUUAUGGGUACUACAAAAUAUUUAAAAGAACAAAAUCCCGCUAUUAAGGCAUACGUUGUGGAACCAGCUGGUGCUGAAGCUAUUAAAGGUGAUCCGAUCACGAAACCCCUUCAUUUGCUUCAAGGUUCCGGAUACGGUACUGUCCCAAAUUUAUUCAAAUACGAGCAUAUGGAUGGUACACUGAGCGUGACUGAUGAGGAAGCUGUUAAAUAUAAAGAAUUGGCUGGCGAGAAAGAGGGUUUGUACGUGGGUUACACGAGUGGUGCUAAUAUAGCGGGCGCUGUUAAAUUGCUGAAGUCCGGAAAGUUGCCCGAGAACGCGUGGGUUGUGACUACGCUUAAUGACACAGGUCUCAAAUAUUCACCAAGGAAGUAG